UACACAGCGCAAGAAUAGGCAUUUUGGACUUGGAAUUAUACUCUUGUAGCUUGGUUCUGUUUUUAUUCUGCAUUUGCAACCAUGUAUACAUUGUUAAGUGGAUUUUACAAGUACCUUACACAGAAAGAUGAAUACUGCAUAUUGAUUCUCGGGCUGGACAACGCUGGAAAGACGACCUACUUGGAAGCGGCAAAGACGAAGUUUAGUAAAAACUACAGGGGAAUGAACCCGAGUAAAAUUACAACCACAGUCGGAUUAAACAUUGGCCAGAUCGAUAUCGCUGGUAUACGGAUGAGCUUCUGGGAUCUGGGUGGGCAACAAGAGCUGCAAUCACUGUGGGACAAAUACUACUCGGAAUCACACGCUGUCAUCUACGUCGUCGAUUCAAACGAUCGCGUUCGUAUGAAUGAAUCGAAGGAAGUGUUCGAUCGGAUGAUAAGCAAUGAGUAUCUAUCCGGAAUUCCUUUGCUAGUGCUGGCCAACAAACAAGAUCUACCCGAAUGUAUGGGUGUGCGGGAAAUAAAACCUGUCUUCCAGGAGGCUGGUCAUCUCAUUGGACGCCGAGAUUGUUUGGUGAUGCCCGUAUCGGCGCUAACGGGGGAAGGUGUCGAUGAAGGCAUCAAAUGGUUGGUGGAAUCCAUCAAGCGAAACUCAAUCGUUCGCCCUCCGAAGACAGAAGACACCUGAUCAUAAUUGCAUUUGCCUAUGCGCUUUGAUUUCUCUUGCGUUAUUAUAUUUGUGAUAUAUGUGCUUGAUGAUUAAUGGAUGGUUCGUAUACAUCGAACAAACAUUAUUGGUAAUCCUUAUUCGUUAGUACGAACAUUAUGUAAUAUAAAAACCAAACUUUAUUUCGUUUACUACAAUAUUACUGUUUUUCCUUCAAUUGUAUAAAGUUGAC
Anopheles moucheti is the source of this 898-nucleotide messenger RNA. It is a transcript of the gene Arfrp1, whose product is annotated as ADP-ribosylation factor-related protein 1. The coding region runs from base 82 to 687 and encodes 201 amino acids. The record is from RefSeq and is a predicted model, not a curated record. The transcript has 3 exons. Lineage: Eukaryota; Metazoa; Arthropoda; Insecta; Diptera; Culicidae. Gene Ontology annotation, molecular function: GTPase activity; GTP binding. Gene Ontology annotation, biological process: Golgi to plasma membrane protein transport; intracellular protein transport; protein localization to organelle. Gene Ontology annotation, cellular component: Golgi apparatus.